Zea mays is the source of this 994-nucleotide messenger RNA. RefSeq lists its product as uncharacterized. Gene Ontology annotation, molecular function: zinc ion binding. Bases 159 to 647 code for a protein of 162 amino acids. The transcript has a single exon. The record is from RefSeq and is marked validated. NCBI's taxonomy places the organism in Eukaryota, Viridiplantae, Streptophyta, Magnoliopsida, Poales, Poaceae.
UCCCCCUCCUCCACUCGCCUGUGUGUGUCUGUCUGUCCAUCCAUCCAUCCAUCCCGCUGCCAGUCCUCGCGCCGGCCACCCCGAAAUAAUCGGAAAUUGCAACCCGGUCCACGGGUCGGAUCCCCCAAACCGACGAACCCUCCCGAGCUCGCCCGGCGAUGGGGAUCUCGAGCAUGCCGGAGCCGCGGGACAGCCUGCUGGGGUACCUGGUGUACAACGCGGUGGUGUCGAUCGCGGCGCUGGCGGGGCUGGUGCGGGCGGCGCUGGUGUUCCUGGACCUGCAGGCCGCGCAGCUGCCCGGGGGCGCGGGCGCGGGCGCGGACGACGACCGUCUCGCGGCGUCGGGCCCGGGCCUGGGCCUGGCGGAGCGGUUCCUGAGGGCCUUCCGGCCGGCGCUGUACGGGGUGCUGGUGUCCACGGCGUGCGGCGCGGCGGAGGCGGCCGCGGGCGACGACGACUGCAGCGUGUGCCUGGCCGGGUUCGAGGCGGAGGCCGUGGUGAACCGGCUCCCCUGCGGCCACCUCUUCCACCGCGCCUGCCUCGAGACCUGGCUCCGGUACGAGCGCGCCACGUGCCCGCUCUGCCGCGCCCACGUGCCCCUCCCCGCCGACGAGACGCCGGUGCUCCGCUACCCGGAGCUCGAGUGAUCCGGGCCUCGGCGGCCGUCGCGCGCCUCGGCUGUGUGCUGCAAGCUCCGUGUGGCCUUCCGUGUGCGCGUAGCAAAAGGAAAAAAGGAGUAUAGGAGCGGUAGUAGUAGAGUUGCUGUUGCUUUCCCUUUCUCGUUUUGUGUUUUGCGGUUGCCCUGCCCCCAUGCUCUUGUUGUUUCCGCGCUGUCGCUGUAGCGUGUAAAUACUCCGGUUCGCCCUUGGCAGCAGAGAGUAGUAGAGUGCUCCCGUGGCUGGGCCGAUGGUGUAGCACCUUUUACGAGCUCAGCUCGUGUGUGUACAUUUGCAUGCUUUCAAUUCAGUUUCCCGAGCCAAAAUAUCGAGGACAA